Molecule: messenger RNA, 4816 nt
Organism: Pungitius pungitius (ninespine stickleback)
Lineage: Eukaryota; Metazoa; Chordata; Actinopteri; Perciformes; Gasterosteidae
Gene: sema3fb
Product: sema domain, immunoglobulin domain (Ig), short basic domain, secreted, (semaphorin) 3Fb
Exons: 19
Coding region: 470-2911 (813 amino acids)
Biological process (GO): negative chemotaxis; positive regulation of cell migration; negative regulation of axon extension involved in axon guidance
Cellular component (GO): plasma membrane
Molecular function (GO): semaphorin receptor binding; chemorepellent activity
Source: RefSeq, a predicted model, not a curated record
CAGCAGCGGACAACUUUCCAGAGGAGCACGCGCCGCGCGCCUGGACCUCUCUGCGCCGCGGGGACUUUGUUUCUAACAGCUUUGAUUUUUUUUUACCCCCCCCGCACACGAGAUGUUGAUUGUGCUCGUGCGACCACGACAUAACCUCGCAUCGCGGUCUCGCGCACGGUUUUACUAGAGGAGUAUUUCUCUCUCUCUCUCUCUCUCUCGUCUCAUUGUGCCCUGACAAACUCCGGGGCCACGCAGCGCGCACAGGUACAGCCCGCCCUCCUGCGCACGGACUGCCCAAAAGGCGCAGCAGCAGCGGGAUUUUCUAUUGUUAUUAUUGAUUUCAACUUGAGCGAUCCUUUGGAAUUCCUUUUGUUCAAUGACUUGAAUGGUUGGAUCUGAAGUUAGAUUUCCCGAGCUGUAAGAACAAGAGAUUUAAGAGAUAAAAGAAACUAUAAACCGCUGGAGGUUGGGUUCGACCAUGCAGCUGGACGGUCUGUGGACGGUCCAUGUCCUCCUGGCACUGUCCCGUCUUGCUCUCGGGAACCAAUUGAGCGUUGACCCGUUGGCCGCGCCUCGCGUCUUCAUCUCCUUCAAAGAGCUGCGAUCCACUGGUACUGCUCAUCACUUCGCCUACCUCCUCAACACGUCCGACUACCGGAUCCUGCGUAUGGACGAGGACCAUGACCGCAUGUACGUUGGCAGCAAGGACCACAUCCUGUCCCUGGACCUCCAUGACAUCAACAAGGAACCGCAUAUUAUUCACUGGCCAGUGUCUGAACGACGAAGGAUGGAGUGCCUUGUGAGUGGGAAGGACGCCAAUGAGGAGUGUGCAAACUUUAUCCGUCUGGUGGAGCCAUGGAACCGGACUCAGCUCUACAUCUGUGGGACUGGGGCCUACAAUCCUGUCUGUACCUUUGUCAACCGCGGCCGCAAACCUCAGACGUCCAUGUAUCUGCAGAUGGCCCAGGCCAGAGGAAGAGCUAGCCGCGCAGCUGAACCCAGCGCGGUGCACGAGACACUGGGACUCAAGGAAGAAAUCUUUCGUUUGGAGCCAGGGAAAGUGGAAUCUGGGAAAGGAAAGUGCUCCUAUGACCCGAAUCUGAAUAGCGUGUCAGCUUUGAUCAAUGGAGAACUAUAUGCUGGAGUCUAUGUUGACUUUAUGGGGACAGAUUCUGCCAUUUUCCGUACUCUGGGGACAAAGACCGCCAUGCGAACAGAUCAGUACAACUCCAGAUGGUUAAAUGACCCCACUUUCAUUCACGUUCAGCUCAUCCCUGACAGCGCAGAGAGAAACGACGACAAGCUGUAUUUCUUCUUCCGGGAGAAGUCCUCUGAGAUGGGCCAUAGUCCCGUGACCCAGUCCCGCAUAGGACGCAUCUGCCUGAAUGAUGAUGGAGGCCACUGCUGCCUGGUCAACAAGUGGAGCACCUUCCUGAAGGCCAGGCUCAUCUGCUCGGUGCCAGGGGCCGACGGCAUGGAGACGCACUUCGAUGAGCUCCGAGAUGUUUACAUACAGCCAACACAGGACACAAAGAAUCCUGUUAUUUACGGCGUCUUCUCUGUCUCUGGCUCUGUCUUCAAAGGCUCAGCAGUUUGUGUGUACUCCAUGGCUGACAUCCGCAUGGUCUUCAACGGACCAUUCGCCCACAAGGAGGGUCCCAAUUACCAGUGGGUGGCCUACAGCGGGAAGAUCCCGUACCCUCGACCCGGCACGUGCCCUGGAGGGACAUUCACGCCCAACAUGAAGUCCACUAAGGACUAUCCGGAUGAAGUGAUUAACUUCAUGAGGAAUCACCCAGCCAUGUACAAUGCUGUGUACCCGGUACACAAGCGCCCCCUGGUGGUUCGGACCAAUGUAGACUAUGAGUUCACCACCAUCACUGUCGACCAAGUGGCAGCUGCAGACGGCAACUAUGAAGUGCUCUUUUUAGGAACUGACAAGGGAACAGUACAGAAAGUCAUUGUUUUGCCCAGAGACGACCUGCAGACUGAGGAGCUGGUCCUCGAGGAGGUCGAGGUUUUCAAGGUCCCCACUCCAAUUACCACAAUGAAGAUCUCAUCUAAAAGACAACAGCUUUACGUGUCAUCAGCCACAGGGCUGACCCAGUUGGCUCUGCACCGCUGCGAUGUGUACGGCGAGGCCUGUGCUGACUGCUGUCUGGCCAGAGACCCUUACUGCGCCUGGGACGGAAAGUCCUGCUCCCGUUACUCCGCCUCGCAGAAGAGGUCUGACCCCUUUAGACGUAGCCGGCGGCAGGACGUCAAGUACGGAAACCCCAUCCGCCAAUGCCGAGGCUUCAACUCUAACACCAAUAAGAACACUCUGGAGAUGGUGCAGUAUGGGGUGGAGGGGAGCAGCACCUUCCUGGAGUGUCAGGCCCGCUCUCCACAUGCUCUCAUCAAAUGGCAUCUGCAGAGGGAUAACAGCGACCGCAGAAAAGAGAUGCGCUCUGAUGGUCGGAUUCUGAAGACAGAGCAAGGUCUCCUGCUGCGGUCUCUGCAGCCCUCGGACUCUGGCAUGUACCAGUGUACGGCCACGGAGAAGAACUUCAAGCACACGCUGGUCAAACUUCAGCUGGUGGUGCUGUCGGGCCGGGCCGUCAACAACGUGCUGGUGGAGGGCGGAGGAGGGCUGGUUCCGUCUUCUUUCCACGCGGGCAGCACCCAGUGGACCCCCAGCGCGGGCCAGUACAAGGACCUGCUGACCAUCCUGAGCCAGCCAGAGAUGAGCCUGAUCAAUCAGUACUGCCAGGACUACUGGCAGUUUGGAGACCCGCUGCUGGGCACCCUCAAGGCCAAAGACCUGAAGGAGCUCAAGGAGCAGAAGAAGCCCCGCAACCGCCGGCAUCACAGGGAGGGGGAAAGGGAGGGGGAAAGGGAGGGGGAGGAGAACGAGGAGCUCCAUGAGGUAGAUACAUGAGGAGCUCAGCUUUGUGUCUAAAAGAGCCUCAAGCACCCCUCCUCCUCCUCCUCCUCCUCCCCCCCCCCCCCCCCUCACCCACACACACACACACACCCUACACCCCCACUCACCAUCUCGUGAAAACUGGGAGAGACUUAUUGAGGGUAGCAAACGUGAAAAAUAAAAAUCCACAAAUCCCAAAAAAAGCAAACUGAGAAAAAAAAGAGGCUUUCAAACAAGACCCCUACAUACAUCCUCUCAAACAGUAAGAUAUAUGAUACACAGUAUUUAUUGUUGGUUGUAUAUAGUAUCAUUCUGUGGAUUACUUUGUACUUAAAGAAAAAAACAUGCUCUUUGUGUAUAGGUACCUUUGGGGCGAAUAUUAUUGUUAUUAUUGAUGUUGUUAAUUUUAUUGUUGCUGUUACUGUCAUUACAAAACUCGUCUGUCAGCAUCACAUGACCGUGGCAACUCUCGGGCAUGUGAGCUUCUGAAGCUCUGAGGGGCAGAUGAGCUGCUGAUGGGGGGUGAUGGGGAUCUCGGUUGUUUCCUGCUUGCUUUGACUCGAUGCCAAGGCUCUUACUCUGCAAGUCCCUCAUGGCUGCAUGCGGAGAGACACUUAAUAUUGCGCUGGGGACCACCAGCACAUGGUCCCAGUAAAUCUCAAGGGGAACCCAGAUGUAGAGAUGAGUAUUCUAAUCUUCUCACAGGUGUUAUUGGGCCGUUUAAAAGGAAACUGGUGCUUGGCUGAUUCUAUUUGCUUCCGUAUUGGAGGAUUGAUUGUAAAAUGAUCCAGUGUCUUUGCAGCUAUUCAGCCCAGACACUAACUUAGAUUAUUGAAAUCUCAAUAGAAAUAGCCACACAUUCAAGUUUAAAAAUAUUCUAUAUUUAAAGAAGCCAGCAUCGGAUCUGUUUUUCAAAUCAAAUCUUUGAGGUAAUGCAGCGGAUCUUUUCAAAUGCAAACAUCUUUGAACGGAGAUUGAGGUGCAAUAAAGGGUCAUGGUUCUGCACAAGGGGCAUUCUUUUUUUACCUUUCAGGGGACAUUGGCUGGGGCCAAAUGCAAAAAGCACACUCUGGCAAGUUAUAGUUGACUUCUGUAAAAAAAGAAAAAAAGACACAUGCAGUUGAAGAUGAAAGAUGCACAGUUCAGACAGCAGCUCUGAGAACUCUAUUGUCAUCUCUUGUCCUUUCCUCCUUUUACAUGUGGAAAAACAAUUCCCAUAUACACAACAGAGCAUUGUAACAAUGUUGUGACACUAACCAAUAUAUUGGGAAGCUGGCUUUCAUUGUGUGCAUGAACCUGUAUUUGUACUGUAAUUCUGAUACUGUGUAGUAUUUCUUUCUGCUUUCAUCUCUGGGUGCACAGUACGGUUGCUGAGGGACAUUCUUGGGGACAUUGGGGGAAAUGCUAAAAAGAAAGCCCUCUUUACACAUAUACCUCGUAUAAUGUAUGAUGCAUCUUUCCAUUGCCAUUUAAAUCAAUUUUUGAUUUUGUGUAUUAAGUGAGAUUAUCUUACACAUGUUCUGGUUAGCACAUAAUGAGGUUAAGUCUCAUAUUCAGGCUGUUAUCAAUGCCUUUGGGAAGAUGCAUCUAUAAUUCAUACCGAGGGAUCUCUAUCUGCUCCUCGUGUCUGUCUGCAUCCACCACAGUUCCUGGUUCUCUCCUCCAGAUGAGACCAGGGGUUACAUAUACAACAAAAGAAAAAUGUAAGGUUGUACAAUUUGUUGGUAUUUUUAAAAAAAAAACGUCUGUAGUUUUUGAGUGUUUAUUGUUUGUUUUUGUACUUUAUGGAAAAAAAAGAAAAAAAAAACUAAAUGCACAAAGGUGAUGUUCUUGUAAUUGCUUGUGUAAAUGACUCUCUCUUCCAUUUCCAUUGUUGUUGCCGACUAAUAAAUUAAAGUUCUAUAUUUUAUAAGAAUGGAA